Dibothriocephalus latus is the source of this 177-nucleotide messenger RNA. Lineage: Eukaryota; Metazoa; Platyhelminthes; Cestoda; Diphyllobothriidea; Diphyllobothriidae. The record is from the annotation of a GenBank genome assembly.
AUGUCCUCCGACGCUCGGAAUCGUAUCGCCAAGAAGUCCAAUGAACUGGCUCAGCGCGCCAUAGACGUGUACAAAGAUUUUCUGCAGUCCUUCAACAAACCGUUGGACAAUUCUGAGCCCGAAUUCUACGAAGAUUCCUACUUGCGCUCUGUGCUGGUGAGUCCUUCUUCAAUGUGA